Molecule: messenger RNA, 669 nt
Organism: Vitrella brassicaformis
Lineage: Eukaryota; Vitrellaceae
Source: the annotation of a GenBank genome assembly
CACGCUGCUUGUUGGUGCUGGCGAUGUCCUGCAAACAAAAACGCACAAAGAGACUUCACAAAUGACAAAAGGCCUGCUCCCCUACCGCUUUCAGUUGCUCCUGGGUCUGUCUGAGGAUCAUGCGGGCCCGACAAAGGGGAUGACGGCCGCUGAGAGGUCAUGUAGCACGAUGAGAUGGUAGAGCAUGACGAGCAUCCAGCAGGGCAUCCAGAAGACGCAGUACAGGAAGCUAUACAGCAUGCAGAAGAGCUGGGAGGAGACGUUGAGGGACUCUGUCUCGGUGUUGUGCCACACGCGGGGCGAAGAGGUACUAGCAGCACCAGGCCUGACCAUUCAGAGCCGGGCAGGGAGGGCACAUGUUCAUUGUGUUGGUGGAUGAUGUUUCUCCGUGUCGCAACUCACCGAUGAUAUUGAAGGGUGGCGGAAGGCGCUCUCUUCGGCUCAUCUUGACGUACUAAUGCAUUGAGGACCUUGAUGCGCAGCAUCUGGUAUUGCGCAUCGCUGGUCGUCUCAAUGGUCGCAUAGGUGGAAGACAUGAUGGCAAUCAAAAGAUUCACCUGCACACACGGACACAGAGACAUUUCUCGUCAAUGAAGUGUGUUUGCUCGAUUGCAUCCUGACCAGUAUGAUGCCCAACAGGAUCACGAAGACGAUGAUCAGUGUGGCCAU